CUUGUCCUGUGGAGUCUCCUGCCAUAGCUAUAGGCAGUUGAGUAAGCGUGGCACCGUCUUUUAGUACUACAGCCUCUCUCUCGUCCCACUGCACAAUCCUACCUCUCGUUCGUAAUGGGUUCAUGGUGAUGUGCUUAUCGUGCCACUAAAUAUUGAUUGCAUUCCAAGCUUCAGGCUUAUUUCCAUCGACAAAUACCCUAGUGCUGCAUCAGGACCUAGUCCGAAUUUGACUAUUUCAACGUCGCAGAGUUUUGCAGCAUAAGAAGAAGAAGAAGAAGGAAAGGAGAAAAUGGGGAUGGGGGAAGUUGAGACGACGAACUCGCAAGGCGAGGUGGAGUCAAGUCCCAAGAACAACCACUCAUUCUCGUCGCUGGGAAGACAAUCGUCGAUAUACUCGCUCACGCUUGACGAGUUCCAGCACACGCUGUGCGAGAGCGGCAAGAAUUUCGGGUCCAUGAACAUGGACGAGUUUCUCAGCAGCAUCUGGAACGCCGAAGAGAGCCAAGCCAUUAACUCCAACCACAACACUAGCGCCUGCAACAAUAACAACACAAGCUUGCCUCUGAAUGAAGCAUCCGCUGAAAAAGGAGUGAUAAGGAAGCAGCUAAGCCUUCCUCGUCAAGGCUCUCUGACGCUGCCGGCGCCGCUCUGUAGGAAGACGGUUGAUGAAGUUUGGUCUGAGAUACACAGAGCACAGCAGGGUCAUCAGGGUAAUAGCGGUGGCGAUAGUGGCAAUGCGCUGAAUAACGAAUCUGCCCCUCGCCAGCCUACUUUUGGGGAGAUGACUCUCGAGGAUUUCUUAAUCAAAGCAGGGGUGGUUCGGGAAUCAUGUGCUGCUCCAAUGCCCGCCCAAGUUCAAGGUCAAGUCUCGACGCAGCCGUAUGGGAUGUACCCGAAUAACAACUCUACGAUGGGACCCUCUUUUGUUAGCAGGACUGUAUUGGCGGGCAAUGUGGUUCCGCCGUACCAGACGGUGGCCCAGGGAGAGCCUUCUUCUGGGUACGCCGGGAAUGGGAAGAGGAAUAAUGGGUAUCCUCCUCCACCGCCGCCGUCGGGGGUUUGCUACGGAGGAAGGGUGCUGAGUGGAGGUGGUGGGUAUGGGGCGGCGGCGCCGACUAUGGCAAUCGGAGCGCCGUUGAGCCCUGUUUCGUCGGAUGGGCUGGGAACAAAUGAGAACUGCGGGAAUCAGUUUGGGGUAGAGAUGGGGUUGUUGAGAGGAAGGAAGAGGAUCGUCGAUGGUCCGGUGGAGAAGGUGGUAGAGAGAAGGCAGAGGAGGAUGAUCAAGAACAGAGAGUCGGCCGCGAGAUCCAGAGCCAGAAAACAGGCAUAUACAGUUGAAUUAGAAGCAGAACUGAACCAAUUAAGAGAGGAGAACGCCAAUCUGAAACUGGCUCUGGUACUAGCAUCAUGAGCUAUACAUCAAGAACGCCGAGCUUGAGAGGAGAAGAAAGCAACAGGGUCUUGAGGAAGCGAACAUGAGAGUUCCUACCAAAGCUCAGAAGGCAAGAGAGAAAUUGAGGUCCUUGAUAAGGGCUGUGAGCUGUCCUUUGUGAAGAGCAACAUACAUCGAGUAUAGUAAACAGUGACCUUGAUCGGCAGAUUUCAUAUUUAGUAUUUAGAGUUAUAACUUGGUGUAACCAAACGAAGAAAACUUCGUGAAGCAAAUAUAACGGGAAGAAGAAAAAAAUAGAGAAAACUCAUAGUGAAACCAGAACCGGGUAGAGAGAGAGAGAGAGAUACGAAGGGAAUCUUGAGAUCGAGCCACAAAUUAUGGAAAUGCUCAAGAUAUAGCUGUCUGUAUUAUUAAUAGCAUUCUUAAACUUACCUUUGUGUCAGUAGGCAAUGCGUAGCUAACUGUACAAGAUAUGCUAAUCUCUACCUGAACUACUUAUGUUGCUGAUGGUGUUCGAAAACUUGGGUUAAAUUGCUUGCGUUUCUUUC
Messenger RNA from Prosopis cineraria, 1941 nucleotides. Its product is annotated as protein ABSCISIC ACID-INSENSITIVE 5-like. Gene Ontology annotation, molecular function: DNA-binding transcription factor activity. The coding region runs from base 290 to 1411 and encodes 373 amino acids. The transcript has 5 exons. The record is from RefSeq and is a predicted model, not a curated record. Gene Ontology annotation, cellular component: nucleus. Gene Ontology annotation, biological process: positive regulation of DNA-templated transcription. NCBI's taxonomy places the organism in Eukaryota, Viridiplantae, Streptophyta, Magnoliopsida, Fabales, Fabaceae.